Saccoglossus kowalevskii is the source of this 1397-nucleotide messenger RNA. Its product is annotated as death-associated protein kinase 1-like. The record is from RefSeq and is a predicted model, not a curated record. Lineage: Eukaryota; Metazoa; Hemichordata; Enteropneusta; Harrimaniidae.
AGAAAUGUAUAUUAUUUCCUGUUAUGUAUUGGAGAGAUUAUGUGACCAAUGUUAGACGAGAUAUUGAUUCAUCAAUUGAAGAGGAUUUCCUGAGUAAAGCAUCUGAGUAUCUUUAUGACACUGGUGAAAUUCUGUAUGUCAGAAUGUCUGAUAUAGAAGAUGUGAUAAUACUUGUUCCUCAGUGGUUUUGUGAUAGAAUAAUUGGACCACUCAUGGCUACUGACUUGUUUGUCCAGUACUCAGAGAAGUUGAAGAAGCAGACGAUAUACACAUUUGAAGACAUCAAAGAAGUGCUUGUGAAGGAAGCAGAUAUGGGCCUACUGAUACCCCUGCUGGAACACUUUCAAAUAAUUGUUCUAUUGGGUGAAAAGGAUUAUGGUGGUGGCCAUAGAGGGAAGUAUAUUAUUCCGAAUUUACUUUCACUAUAUAUGCCAGAAGAUCAAUGGAAGGAAGAACCCCAUAAGCGUCAUUAUUUUGGUAAAGAAUUCCUGUGCAAAGCAGCAGCUGAUAUGUUUUCCCCCAAUUUCUUUCCUCAACUGCAAGCGUGUCUUCACGAUCUUUACACAAGAUUACAGCGUCCACCGAGUGGUAUUUGGAAAAACGCUAUCAAGGUAUGUGAGGAUGUUGAAGCCUUGGUCUUUCUUUCAGAAGACAAUCGUGAUGUCAGUGUCGCCGUUCGAUGUGAAAGAAGAAACCAAUUUGGAGAGUGCCAUUCAUUAAUGCAAAAGGUGGCUGUUGUUAUGCAUCAGGUUUUACAUGAAACAAGCCCUGGUGCAGAAGUGAAGUUUCAGGUAACCAGCAGAUCUUCUUUGCGAAGCCACCAUGACCUCAAUAAAGUCAGAUCCUAUCCAAUAGAGCAAGUACUUCAAGCAGAAAAAAUGAAAGUCAAGGUCUAUGAUGUAGAAAUUGGAAUAGCAGAAGAGGUCACAGAUUUACUGAUUCCAGGAUUUGACCUGACAAUUCUGAAAGAAGAUGGUAUCAAGUCCGAUGUAAAGUGGAUGGCACACAAAACAAGACAAGAAGUGGCGAUUCUAUUAUCUAUUGAAAGAGAAGACCUUAAAGACCACCGACUGUUGUCUCGGUAUAUGGGAAUAUCUCGUUCUGAACAUAGAGCGAUAGCUGAACGUGCUUUCAAUGCAGAUCUGUAUGUUACUGAUUUGCUCCUUGACAAGUGGUCUGAAAACUGGGUAACAACUGUCAGAAGAGAUGGAGCAUCCGCAAAGCCAACAGAAGGGAAGGUGUAUCAUGAAAGCAGCAUCGAAAAUCUGUUGGAAAUCAACAGGAAGUACCUAGAAAACUACUUUGUGACACGUGCGAUUGAAGAUAUGCUUAAAUACCCAGAUGGAAAACCUAAACAAGCUGCAGUGAAAGAUGAAGAAGAGGAUGAAUGGGAAUAA